AUGGAUCCGACCAGCAGCAGCUGCAUGCGCAGUCCACAACCUCCUGCCCCACUCUGGGGAUGCCUGCGGAGCAUCCAUGCGGAUGUCACCACAGCUUCAGGGCUGAACCGUUACCCACCAGCACCAUUCUCCUUCCAUCAAAAAUCAGACUUUGCUGAUUACUCCGAUUUCUCAACCUCCUGCCUGGUGACUGCUCCCCACAGCUUCCCACGUGAGGAGCAGGCAUUUGUGGAGCAGCACCUCCCUUUCCAACACUCUGACUGGCAUUUUGCAGCAACUGAGGCCAGAAGACAACUAAAUCCAGGACUGGGUUCUGGGGAGUCAGAAGGCAGCAGCCCAAAUCUAGUAAGUGCAGCAGUGGGUAUGAAUGAAGAUAAGGAGGUACCAGUAAAUACUACAAAUGAAGCUGAGAAAAAGUCAUCCAAAAGAAAAAAGGAAAACUCAGAAAACCAGAACUUGAGCAGCAAGGCAGAAACAAGCAGCAAAUCACGGAAGGAAAGGACAGCUUUCACCAAGGAGCAGCUACGGGAACUGGAAGCUGAAUUUGCCCACCAUAACUACUUGACAAGGCUCAGGAGAUAUGAGAUAGCUGUGAACCUGGAUCUCACCGAGAGACAAGUCAAAGUAUGGUUUCAAAACAGAAGGAUGAAGUGGAAACGUGUGAAAGGCGGGCAACCAGCAUCCCCACAUGAACAUGACACAGAAGAUGUGGACUCUGCUGCCUCCCCCAGCUCUGAGUAG
Molecule: messenger RNA, 741 nt
Organism: Antrostomus carolinensis (chuck-will's-widow)
Lineage: Eukaryota; Metazoa; Chordata; Aves; Caprimulgiformes; Caprimulgidae
Gene: MEOX1
Product: mesenchyme homeobox 1
Exons: 3
Coding region: 1-741 (246 amino acids)
Biological process (GO): somite development; positive regulation of transcription by RNA polymerase II
Cellular component (GO): nucleus
Molecular function (GO): RNA polymerase II cis-regulatory region sequence-specific DNA binding; DNA-binding transcription factor activity, RNA polymerase II-specific
Source: RefSeq, a predicted model, not a curated record